Ostertagia ostertagi is the source of this 273-nucleotide messenger RNA. Lineage: Eukaryota; Metazoa; Nematoda; Chromadorea; Rhabditida; Trichostrongylidae. The record is from the annotation of a GenBank genome assembly.
AUGAUUGAGGAGAAACUUCUUCGAAUCAGGAAUGUGCAUGAAAGUGAAAUAUAUUUUGUAGGUGACGACUGUCAUGCUCCAGCAAGCGUCCGAUCUAUGCAUCUACAAAACAUCUACCAAGUGGUGUCGUACUGCGAAAAUAUUUCAGUGUGCAGGCGAAAACUCUCGUUGAGCAUUUUGGAGAGGUGGCAGAAAGCUGUGAAGUUGUACGACGUCUCCGAUGAGGCGAUUAUGAUUCUGUCAGCGAUGACCAAAAUGCGCAAUGUCACCCUA